UCUAAUGUAGCCUGGAGACGUCAUGAAAAAAAGAGGGUGGUCCCUAAAACUUGACACUGACAGAGCCUGAAAGUGUUCACUUCAGAGGCAGAAGGGUUGCGCUCUGUACAACAGCUGUAGACAGUGAAUAACGAUGGAAGUGGUCGAGGGAGAUGAGCGGGCACCCGGGCAGGCAGCCACUCUGCUCGGGGCGGGACGGACACAGAAACACAGCAACGCCGCUAAAAACGGGACGUCCAGUAAAAUGAAAAUCAUAGCUGGGGUUCUUCUUAUCUGCUUACUGGCUGUAAUCCUAGCAAUCGUGUUUAUCUUGAAACUACACUGUGAUGAGAAAGUGAACAGCUGUAAGGGUCGAUGUCUGUCAGAGAAGAGAAGCGUCGGUGCCACAUGCCACUGUGAUACAGCAUGUGUGGAUGAAGGAAACUGCUGUCUGGACUAUAAAGAAGUGUGUGUGGAGCCAAGUCAACUAUGGACUUGCUCCAAACUCCGCUGCGGGGAGGUUAGCUUGCCCUAUAGUCUUUGCUCGUGUGCUGCAGACUGCAGUGAAAAAGGCAACUGCUGUGCAAACUACAAGAGUGUAUGUGAAGGACAAAAGUCAUGGCUUGAAGAGGAAUGUGUGGAUAUCAAGACACCACAAUGUCCUGCAGGCUUUUCCAAACCGCCACUAAUCCUGAUAUCUCUGGACGGCUUCAGAGCGGGAUACCUGGAAUCCUAUAGCGGCCUUCUUCCAACCAUCAAAAAAUUAAGAACAUGUGGAACUUCUACAGCAUACAUGCGCCCUGCCUAUCCUACAAAGACCUUCCCCAAUCAUUACACCAUUGUAACAGGUCUGUAUCCAGAGUCACAUGGAAUUGUGGACAAUAAGAUGUAUGAUGUUACCCGCAACGCCAGCUUCAGUUUGAAAAGUGAUGAGAAGUUUAACCCCACUUGGUACCAGGGUGAACCAGUCUGGUUCACAGCCAUGAAGAACAGAUUGAAAGUUGGCACAUUCUUCUGGCCAGGAUCAGAUGUACUUAUUAAAGGGAAAUAUCCAGAUUUACAUGAACAGUAUGAUGGGAAAGUCCCAUUUGAGAAGAGGGUGACCACGAUUUUGAAAUGGUUAAGUUUGCCUGAAGGAGAAAGGCCAGACUUUUACACCCUAUAUAUGGACGAACCUGACAGCUCCGGUCACCGUUAUGGACCAAAAAGCAGCCAGGUGAUUAAAGCUCUAAUGCGAGUUGACAUGAUGAUGAGUUUGGUAAUGGAUGGCCUGAAGCAGAAAAAACUCCACAACUGCGUAAACCUGAUUCUUCUCUCUGAUCAUGGAAUGGAGGAAGCCUCGAAUAAAAGAGCUGCUUACGUCUCGUCUUAUCAGGACAACACUGAUGACUUCAUAGUCAUUCAGGGCCCAGCGGCACGAGUGCGACCCAAACAGCUUCCUGAAGACUUCUUCACUUUCAAUUAUGAAGGACUGGUGAAGAAUCUGUCGUGCAGAGCUCCGGAUCAGCCGAUGAAGCCCUAUCUAAAGGAGCAUCUACCCAAACGACUGCACUUUGCCAACAACAUCCGAAUAGAGAGAGCGCAUCUCUACAUGAAGGCUCAGUGGCAAGCAGCCCUAAAACCGACAGAAAUCAAGUACAAGUUGGGUGGAUUUCAUGGUUCGGAUAAUACCUUCAAAAACAUGCAGGCCAUUUUCAUAGGAUAUGGUCCAGGAAUGAAGUACAACACCACCGUGGCUCCCUUUGAAAACAUAGAAGUGUAUAACCUCUUGUGUGAUCUCUUGGGCGUUCCCCCUGCACCUAACAAUGGCACUCAUGGGAGUCUCAACCAUCUCCUGAGGAAUCCACCUCACCAACCAGUCUACCCUGCUGAGAUCUCUCCAGCGUCCAGCUGCUCCACCAAGGCUCUUUUACCCACUGACGAGCCAGGCUGUGUCUGCAGCUCCCACACGAAGGACCAGGUGAAAAUUCUCAACCAACAACUCAUCAGUUCACAUUCCGACAUGACCGCCAAACGUCUUCAUCUACCGUACGGAGUUCCACGAGUUUUACAGGAGAAGGCCAACUACUGCUUACUUCAUCAUUCAUCCUACAUCAGUGGAUACAGCAAAGACAUCCUCAUGCCUCUCUGGGUCGCAUAUACACUGGAACCACUGGCUGGUGUGCAGCCCCUCAGUUCUUCCCAAGAAGAGUGUGUUCGUGCUGAUGUACGCAUUCCGACCUCUGCAAGGCAGUCUUGUUCCUUCUACAAGGAUAACUCCACCCUGACAUAUGGAUUUUUCCAUCCUCCCAAUUUGAGCUUAAAUGGCACCGAGUCUGACUCCUUGAUUACGAGUAACAUGGCACCAAUGUUUCCUGUCUUCAAAGGCAUUUGGGAUCACCUCCACAAUGUCCUGCUGGUGAAGUAUUCACAAGAUAUGAACGGCAUGAAUGUCAUGAGUGGACCAAUAUUCGAUAAAGACUUCGAUGGAAAUUAUGACAUCAUGACGGGGAGGACAACGAAUGAAGUGCCCAUGCCCACGCAUUUCUUUGUGAUUCUCACAAGCUGUAAGAACUCCUCUGUGGCUCUGCCAAAGUGUGAUGGUCCACUUGAGACUUUGUCUUUCAUUCUGCCCCACCGACCUGAUAACAUGGAGACUUGUCAUAAUGGAAGUGACUAUUCAUGGAUGAAAGAGUGGGCUCAGCAUCAUGUGGCACGAGUUCGAGAUAUUGAGCUUCUAACUGGCCUGAGUUUUUAUCAUGACCGCUUAUCUGUUACAGAGACAUUACAGCUCAAGACUUUUCUACCAACAUUUUAGCAAUUAUAACUAGAAACUGAACAAGAGCUCCUUAUGAGGAGUGUGUGUGAAUAACCCUCGUCUGGAUGGAGCAGCACAGAGACUCCGUUAAAGUCCAUACCGAAGAGUAUUUUCAGCCAAAGCGGUGUAAUCAACCAAAGAUGUAAAGAUAAUACAGGAAGUCGACUCUUUUUGAGGAUGUGAAAAGGGUGGGCUGAUUUAUUCAACGCUUAUUUCUUCUAUACUCAGAGGAAAAACACUUUCACAGCAGGGAAAAACAUGUUUGUAAACUAUACAAACAAGGGAAUUUGAAAAGCCAUAUUAUUUAAGAAUUACACCCAAGGUAUUGAGCUAAAAAAUAAACUAUGCAAUUAAAAAUGAAUUUGGGAGACCAAAACAAAUUCUGAUUUUCAGUCUUUCACAUUAUUAAACUAAAUAUAGCUGAAAAAAUAAGUCACAGCAUCGCUGUCCCAUCAAAACCUUGUAUGUCUAAAAUUGUAACUUCUGCGCUUUGAAUGGAUUCAUUUUGGAGCAUUUCUGUUGCUUUAUUCAUCAUGGCAUUUGAACAUGAUGUAAAGGGCAGCUGGACCAACAGCGAUGAUAUUGAACACUGUCAUGUUUCUACAAAUAUGACUGUGUUUAUCAGCCAUGCCUUUUAUAAACUAUGCAGAAAGAUUUGAAAACAUAUCAAAUAAUGCACAUCAUAUUUUAGAUAAUGAAACAUGGACAUAAAGGAAACAAUUUUAUAGUGUUUAUUGAGUAUUUUUAUGUGUAUUAAGUUCUUUUUCUUAUUAUUUUAUGAAUGCUCCACUGUUGAACACUGUUAAUGGUCAAUAAUAAACAAAUGUUUAGUUUA
This is a messenger RNA of Colossoma macropomum (tambaqui), 3611 nucleotides long. It is a transcript of the gene enpp1, whose product is annotated as ectonucleotide pyrophosphatase/phosphodiesterase 1. Gene Ontology annotation, cellular component: cell surface. The transcript is spliced from 25 exons. The record is from RefSeq and is a predicted model, not a curated record. The coding region runs from base 134 to 2776 and encodes 880 amino acids. NCBI's taxonomy places the organism in Eukaryota, Metazoa, Chordata, Actinopteri, Characiformes, Serrasalmidae. Gene Ontology annotation, molecular function: dinucleotide phosphatase activity; nucleic acid binding; phosphodiesterase I activity. Gene Ontology annotation, biological process: negative regulation of fat cell differentiation; regulation of bone mineralization; nucleoside triphosphate catabolic process.